Molecule: messenger RNA, 647 nt
Organism: Musca vetustissima
Lineage: Eukaryota; Metazoa; Arthropoda; Insecta; Diptera; Muscidae
Product: serine/arginine-rich splicing factor 2-like
Exons: 3
Coding region: 27-647 (206 amino acids)
Molecular function (GO): RNA binding
Source: RefSeq, a predicted model, not a curated record
CAAACUAAUUUUGGUGUUAAAUUUGUAUGACUAGUCGCAGCAGCAGAAUGAGUGGAAACAGCAAUGGAGGACGUCCACCACCACGUAUAGAUGGAAUGAUUUCUUUAAAGGUUGAUAAUUUAACAUAUCGUACCACACCAGAAGAUUUACGACGUGUCUUUGAACGAUGUGGUGAUGUUGGUGACAUUUAUAUACCACGCGAUCGUUAUACUCGUGAAAGCCGGGGCUUCGCCUUUGUUAGAUUCUAUGACAAACGUGAUGCCGAAGAGGCUUUGGAAGCUAUGGACGGUCGCAAAUUAGACGGCAGGGAGUUGCGUGUUCAAAUGGCACGUUAUGGCCGUCCCACAUCACCCAGCAAUAAUAAUCGCCGCAAUGGCGGUCGUCGUGGAGGCGGUGGUGGUGGUGGCGGUCGUCGCCGUUCACGUUCACCAGUGCGACGUCGUUCACGUAGCCCACGUCGUCGUUCAUAUUCACGUUCUCGUUCGCCACAAAGUCGAUCACCCGUCAGACGUAACAAGUUUUCACGCAGUCCGGUGAGACGUUCCCUCAGCCGUAGUGGUAGCCGUAAUGGGUUAUCUGGUGCCGGUUUGGGUGGUAUUGGCGAUCGAGGACGUAGUUUAUCACGUUCACGUAGUAGAUCAACAUAA